CGAGACCGUUCACGAGAUCGCUCCUUGGAACGAGGACUCUACUUGGAAGAAGAACUAUACGGCCGCCCACCAAGACAAACUAUGCCAGACCGGGGGUACCUCGGUGAUCUACAGGUACAGAACAAUGAUUUACAACGUGAGCUUGGUAAUCUGAAAAAGGAACUUGAGCUAACGAAUCAAAAACUAGGUAGCUCUAUGCACAGUAUUAAAACAUUCUGGUCUCCAGAAUUGAAAAAAGAGCGAGCUCUCCGCAAAGAAGAAAGCGCAAAAUAUAGUCUCAUCAAUGAUCAACUAAAAUUGCUUAAUAGUGAAAAUCAGAAACAAGCAAUGUUGGUGCGCCAGCUCGAGGAAGAAUUACGCUUAAGAAUGCGGGCGCCCAACAUUGAGAUGCAGCAGCAAAUGGAAGCUUUGUAUGCGGAAAACGAGCAUCUCCAGAGAGAAAUUUCGAUCCUACGUGAUACCAUCAAGGAGCUCGAACUAAGGAUAGAGACACAGAAACAAACUCUGCAAGCCCGAGAUGAGAGCAUCAAAAAGUUACUGGAGAUGCUUCAAAGCAAAGGAAUGGGCAAAGAGGAGGAGCGCCAAAUGUUUCAGCAAAUGCAAGCCUUGGCCCAAAAGCAGAUGUAUGAUUACGAGACCUGCUCCACAACACCAGAUAUAAUGAGAAACCUUUACCAGGGACAACCGUCAAAUUAUAACACUAACUACCCGUCGACUUCAAUGUGGGAUCGUUCAGGACGAUUACCAGCAAGACGAUAUAGUAUAAGCGGUUUACCAUCAAGCUCGUUAGUCGAUUACUGUAAUCUGUCCGAUAAUGCGGCGAAUCUUUACUCGCAAUCAAUAAAUCUUACGAAUUUAUUAAACGAAACGACAAAAUCAUUAUCUAGAUCAUCAAAUAUAUUAAAUAUGCGUUAUUCCCAGACGCCAACUUUGACUCAACAGCAAAUUGGCUCUGUAGACUCGAUAGUAAGCCAUCCAUCAUUCUAUCAAACAUCUCAAGCACAACCACCUCCACCGCCACCACCACCUCCACCAUCAGCACAAUCGCCGUACGAAAACAUGCUACCCAUGUCAUCAAAUUUUUGCUCGUACCCGAAUGUAAAUACUCAUAUGCCAAAUUAUAACACUCCCAAUAUGACCAACUACGUCGGCAACUAUCGACCGUCAUCCGAGUAUCUCCUGUCGAGACCAAUAUACAGCAACACGUGCUCGAAUUCAUCGAAUCUGUUAUCCCAGCCACAUAGCAUUCUAUCACAGACGAGGAAUCUCCUCUCACAACAUUACGCAUCGAAUCCAUUACUGUCGCGAUCAUUGACGAAUCUGCCAUCAUCAUCUUCAUCCUGUCAUUUUUUAAAUAGACGGCAGCUUCCUGUGGACUAUCCUCCAUUUGUUAACGAUUAUGGUAAUAAUUUUUCCUUCAAAACAAACCCAUACUAUCAGUCGCCAUUCUCCAAAUUAGACUUAGACUACAGUAGAACCAACGAUAUGAAGCGACAAGUAAGUUUUAAGUUCGAUGUAGAUACUAUGUCUAUCGAUACAUAAAAAAUGGAGAUAUGUAGCAUAUUCUCGCUCAAUGAUUUAAUUUCCAACAUUCUAUUUAUUUGUAUUUCGUAUAAAACUCGGGUUCAACCAUUUAGAGUUCUUCUAAUAUUAUUGUUGCUUCUCGAGUAAAUGCAGUUCUCUGUUCCCUACUAUCAUAAACAUCAAUUAUGUUUAGUUGUUUAGAAUGGAAUAUCUUAAAUGUAGAAAUUAUAUGUAUAUUUCUUAUCUAUCAACUACAGUACCCAUAAAAUCAUAUUUUUACAGAUGCAGGCAAAGAAGAUAAACUAAUUUCAAUUUUGUCUCACAAUUUUAUGUUGCUGCUCGAACAUUUGUGCUAUAGGAGCAUACUAG
Ochlerotatus camptorhynchus is the source of this 1893-nucleotide messenger RNA. RefSeq lists its product as uncharacterized. Bases 82 to 1542 code for a protein of 486 amino acids. The record is from RefSeq and is a predicted model, not a curated record. Gene Ontology annotation, cellular component: cytoskeleton of presynaptic active zone. Gene Ontology annotation, molecular function: structural constituent of presynaptic active zone. The transcript is spliced from 6 exons. Gene Ontology annotation, biological process: regulation of synaptic plasticity; neuromuscular synaptic transmission; maintenance of presynaptic active zone structure. NCBI's taxonomy places the organism in Eukaryota, Metazoa, Arthropoda, Insecta, Diptera, Culicidae.